This is a messenger RNA of Portunus trituberculatus (swimming crab), 4403 nucleotides long. RefSeq names its product mitogen-activated protein kinase kinase kinase kinase 3-like (gene hppy). The record is from RefSeq and is a predicted model, not a curated record. Gene Ontology annotation, biological process: protein phosphorylation. NCBI's taxonomy places the organism in Eukaryota, Metazoa, Arthropoda, Malacostraca, Decapoda, Portunidae. The transcript is spliced from 22 exons. Bases 127 to 3714 code for a protein of 1195 amino acids. Gene Ontology annotation, molecular function: ATP binding; MAP kinase kinase kinase kinase activity.
CCCACCCCCCGUAUGGUUCGUUCCCGGACAGGAACAGUCAAUUGAAGAAGGAUCGUAGCGAAGGUCGUCAGCUGAACACAAUAUAUAGUGAGAGUCUGUGAAGGAGUAAAGUGGGCGUGGGGUGGCAUGAUGGCAGGCGGCGGCGGGGCGGCGGCGGCGGCCCUGUCCUCUGAUAUAAGCCGCCGCAACCCCCAGGACGAAUAUGAAUUGAUACAAAGGAUUGGCAGUGGCACCUACGGCGAUGUUUACAAGGCAAAACGUUUGAUUACCAAUGAGUUUGCUGCAAUCAAAGUCAUCAAAUUGGAACCAGGGGAUGACUUCACCAUUAUACAGCAAGAAAUUCUAAUGAUGAAGGAUUGCAGACACCCGAACAUUGUAGCAUACUUUGGAAGUUACUUGCGUAGAGACAAGCUAUGGAUAUGCAUGGAGUUUUGUGGUGGAGGCUCUUUGCAGGACAUAUAUCAUAUAAUUGGUCCCCUACAAGAACGGCAGAUUGGAUAUAUGUGCCGGGAAACCUUAAGGGGCUUGGAAUACCUUCACCGGAUGGGCAAGAUGCACCGGGAUAUCAAGGGAGCCAACAUUCUACUAACGGAGAAUGGUGAUGUAAAGUUGGCUGAUUUUGGUGUUUCUGCUCAAAUCACAGCUACCAUAAGCAAAAGAAAGUCUUUCAUUGGCACACCCUACUGGAUGGCCCCAGAGGUAGCAGCUGUGGAGAGGAAAGGUGGAUACAACCAACUCUGUGAUAUUUGGGCUGUUGGUGUAACAGCUAUUGAACUUGCUGAGCUUCAACCUCCCAUGUUUGAUCUUCAUCCUAUGCGUGCACUAUUUCUUAUGUCGAAGAGUGGGUUCAAGCCACCAACGUUAAAAGACAAAUCAAAAUGGACUCAAAAUUUUCACCAGUUUGUAAAACUUGCUCUUACCAAGAACCCGAAGAGAAGGCCAACUGCGGACAAGUUACUCCUACACCCCUUUGUGGCUGCAGACCUACCAAGAUGGCUUGCAGUGGAGCUGCUACAGAAGGCCCACAACCCUCAGCAUUCCUUCCCCCCUGAGUUAGAAAUGGAUGAGGAAGGGGCAGUUACAAACGUCCCGCAAAGGAUAACUUCCAGAACGCCGGCGCGGCCAAAACAGAGGACCAAGUCAGAGCUACAUAGUAAGGAGCACUUCCAUUCAGACAGGGAUUUAUUAUUGAAUUUUUGUGAUAGAAAAGUUUAUUUGCUGUUCCAAUUACAUGUGACUCAAGGCAUAUUUUGUUCUUGUGUUGAGGGUGAGGUGUCUCUGGAUAAUCAUGACAUAGUAGAGGCCUGGAUUGGAAAUGACCCUGACACGGAAGUAAAAACCAAUAUGAGCUGGACCCAGUCCCUGCCAGGAGCUCGGAGGGCCCGUGGGGAACACAGGGAGGCUGCCUCAAAUGGAUCCCAUGACAGUGGAGGCUUUCUGAGACUGGGCACAGACAGCACAGAACGAGACUAUGCAAACUUGCCCCCAAUUUAUCUACCUUACCACUCAGACUUGACCUAUGACCAAUUCCCAGUUACCUCUUCACAGAAUUCAAUUCCCUCGCAGUUUGAAAGGUGCGUGGAAGUCAGGCAUGGAGAUCCCCUUCCCAGUUACUCUCAUGAAUAUUUCAUGAGCAGUCAAUAUAGCCACAGAGAACAAGAGAAUGAGUACUCAUAUCUUGACUCCAGCAAUACUUAUUCUUUUUCUGAUGCUGACAAUUGCUAUAUGACCACUUCAUUCAUUCUCAAGGAUGAUGAAGUUCCUUAUCAUGACCCAACUUGCACUAUAGCAAACUGUCAGCGGUCCAGUUGUCUGGUGCCUGACCUCCCAGAUGACACCACAAUACCUUACCAUUCCCUGACCACAUAUGACCAAUCAGACCCAGAGACAGAAUGCCCCACUCGCACCCGUUCCCGCUCACGACACAACAAGCGACAUCGCCAUCGGUCGAAGAGUGAAUUGGGUUCCUUGAAUGCCACUGAACCUGCCACUCACUCAUUCCGAGAUGCCCAGGAUGCCCCUCCUGCCCCUGAGGGAGUGCCAGAAUCCCUCAGAAGGGAGAAGCGCCCUCUCUCAGGCUCUGAUGUUCUGAGAAUGUCUCCAAGGAGCCUAUUGCAGUAUAUUGAUGAAGAGUUGCGAAUGAGGGGGCACAGCGAUCGUCUCUCUGACUUGGACGUGGAUAUGACCUACUCCUCCCAAGCAACCCUGCCAGUGGGCAUGGAUGAAACCUCCCUCAGUGAAGCUAGUCAGGCCCUUGAUGAGGCCAAUCACAACAGCAGAUACAACCAGUCAUCGCCAGGGCGGGAACGGGGACAUGCAAGGAGACAUUCCAGUGCUGACGCACACCAGGAGGAGGGUGAGGAGCUCACUGACCAGACUGCCACCCUCACCCUCACCUCAGCUACUUCCCGGGCCCGUGCCCAGAGUGACAGCCAGCAUGAUCGCCGCAGGGAUGGAACCAAAGAAAAUGGGCAAGGAAGCAGUGGUGGUGAAGACGAUGGGAAUGGGACACCACCUAUACCACCUCGGCGGAAAGACAAAAGAAGACACAACACUCCUCCUAGACCGCAGUCAAAUGGCUUACCGCCUACUCCUAAGGUUCACAUGGGAGCUUGUUUUUCAAAGGUUUUCAAUGGAUGUCCACUUCACAUUCACUGUACAGCCUCGUGGAUCCAUCCAGACACACGUGACCAACACAUUCUGAUUGGUGCUGAGGAAGGCAUCUACACCUUGAACCUGAAUGAGCUACAUGAGGCUACCAUGGAGCAGCUUCUGCCAACUAGAACUACAUGGAUGUUUGUCAUCAAGGAUGUACUCAUGACUAUAUCAGGCAAGGGGCCAUACCUCUAUCGUCAUGAGCUGAUUGGCCUACAUAACCGACACUUCCACAAGUUCUCCCUUCCCAUGAACAAAAUCCCUGAAAAGUUUUUGCCUAGAAAAUACGCAAUCACUACAAAGGUACCCGACACAAAGGGAACACUUCGGUGUUGUGUGGGUCGUAACCCUUACAAUGGCUACAAGUACCUGUGUGGGGCCACAACUUCUGCAUUGUACCUAAUGCAGUGGUAUGACCCACUGAAUAAGUUCAUGCUGCUGAAGCAAAGUGAGUGCUACUUGCCACAUCCGUUAAGAGUCUUUGAGAUGGUCAUAACUCCAGAUCUGGAAUACCCACUGAUGUGUGUAGAUGUGAACCGUAGUUUUGGAUCGGAUGAUGAGCUGAGACACAGCCUCAUUGACCUAAACACUGGUACCACCUGGAUUCCGGAUGAAGAUGAGGACAUGGAUGGCAUGGCUACUGUUGUACCACGCCACAACUUGAAUGUAAAGAAUGUUACUCAGAUUGAGAAGGAUGCCAUCCUUGUGUGCUAUGAAAAUGUGGUUAGGGUAGUCAAUCUGCAAGGGAGACUCAAAGAGAGGAAAAAGCAGACAUCUGAGCUCACUUUUGACUUCACCAUAGACUCUAUAGUGUGCUUAACUGACAGUGUUUUGGCAUUUCACGAGCAUGGCAUGCAGGGCCGCAGCUUUAAAAAUGGAGAGAUAACUCAAGAGAUCAUAGAUAACUCCAGAGUCUUCAGAUUACUAGGCUCAGACAGAAUUAUCACUUUGGAGAGCCGGCCGUCCUCCAUGCUGGAGUGUGAGGGUGGCACCUUGUCUGACGCCAACCAGGGGGUAAACCUAUAUAUCCUGGCUGGCCAUGAGUCUAGCAUGUACUAGUUAGCAGGAGGCCAGCAGGGAUGAGGUAACAUACCCUUAUCAUAUACAUGAAGCAAGUGGUGAAGCACCAAGUAUUGCUUUCUUAAUACAUAUACAAGGUUUUAAAGUCCUCAUUGAUGCUUUAACACUGAUUAACCGUGUAUUUUAGUAUGAACUUUGUUGUCUCAUCAGCCAGUGAAUUGGUAUUCACACUAAUCAACAAUAAAAACCAAAAUGUUUGAAAUACCUUAAAUAAUUCAAAUGGGAGGGAUACCUGAAAACAAAAUUAACUGUUAUCCUUCCCCCAAGAGAAUUGGUUUCAGGAAAAGUGGAAAACAUGCCAAAGUAGUAAAGUUUAUCAUAUGGUGUAGAGACUAAGGUGUAGUACCAACAGAGUUGUGACAACUAAUCUCACUGUUAAAUGCUAAAAAGAUAUUUGAUUAACAAUGGCAUGCUUCAUAAAUUAUGUGACUUCCAACUUGGAGGUUUGAAAAUCAGGAACUUGUGUCCUAAAUUAAACACUGGCUCAACAGCAGUACAAACAAGUCUUGCAUAUCAGUGGUGUGUCAUGCUGGGCGCCUUGUGCAGCCUGUGUGUGUACUGUCCUGUUGAAACAAGUCUGAUGGGCAACCAUCCCUAAAGUGUGAUCAUGAGUAACACUUACCUGUGUUGAAUCUUCCCUCCCUCCCAGUAAAGUGAUGCACGGGUUU